Lipotes vexillifer (Yangtze River dolphin) is the source of this 666-nucleotide messenger RNA. It is a transcript of the gene PLD6, whose product is annotated as phospholipase D family member 6. The coding region runs from base 1 to 666 and encodes 221 amino acids. Gene Ontology annotation, biological process: piRNA processing. NCBI's taxonomy places the organism in Eukaryota, Metazoa, Chordata, Mammalia, Artiodactyla, Lipotidae. The transcript has 2 exons. Gene Ontology annotation, molecular function: RNA endonuclease activity producing 5'-phosphomonoesters, hydrolytic mechanism. Gene Ontology annotation, cellular component: mitochondrion. The record is from RefSeq and is a predicted model, not a curated record.
AUGGGGCCGUUACGCUGGCAGGUGGUGGCUGCUGUUGUCGGGGGCCUCGCGCUGGCCCUGGAGGCGCUACCCGCUGUGCUGCGCUGGCUGUGGGCCGGGCAGCGGCGGCCGCCGCGGCGCGAGGUGCUGUUCUUCCCGUCGCAGGUGACGUGCACCGAGGCCCUGUUGCGGGUCCCGGGCGCCGCGCCCUCGGGCUGCCCUUGCAACCUGCCCCACGGCGAGAGCUCGCUGAGCCGCCUGUUGCGCGCCCUGCUGGCAGCCCGCGCCAGCCUCGAGCUCUGCCUGUUCGCCUUCUCCAGCCCGCAGCUGGGCCGCGCAGUGCAGCUGCUGCACCAGCGCGGGGUGCGCGUCCGCGUGGUCACCGACUGCGACUACAUGGCCCUCAAUGGCUCACAGAUUGGGCUGCUCCGAAAGGCAGGGAUCCAGGUCCGGCACGACCAGGAUCUGGGCUACAUGCACCACAAGUUCGCGAUUGUGGACAAGAAGGUGCUGAUCACUGGCUCGCUGAACUGGACCACUCAGGCCAUUCAGAGCAACCGGGAGAACGUGCUCAUCAUAGAGGAUGAGGAGUGCGUGCGGCUCUUUCUGGAGGAAUUUGAGCGCAUCUGGGAGGAGUUUAACCCCACCAAGUACACCUUUUUCCCUCACAAAAAGGGAAGUCGCUGA